Molecule: messenger RNA, 2106 nt
Organism: Aureobasidium uvarum
Lineage: Eukaryota; Fungi; Ascomycota; Dothideomycetes; Dothideales; Saccotheciaceae
Source: the annotation of a GenBank genome assembly
AUGGCUUCCCCAUCCGUCAUGCCCCGCAAGCUGUGGGAGCAUCCGAAUCCAGAAGCUACCAUGAUGGCUCAAUUCAUGAGGGAUGUCAACCAGAAGAGAGGAUUGAAGCUCAAGACAUUCCAAGAUCUACACCAAUUCUCCAUCAACCAACGCACUGACUUUUGGUCCGAUCUCUUCGAACUGCAUCCUCUGAUUCAUAUUGGAAAGUACACUCAAGUUGUGGACCCAAAGGCCAGAAUGGAUUCCGUGCCUUCCUGGUUCUCAGGCGUAAAACUCAACUUUGCAGAAAACAUCUUGUAUAGCGCGGAUCCCAAGAACCCAUCUGUACGCACACUCAGCGGCAAAGAAAGCGACAAGAUAGCAUUGACAGAAGUGCGUGAAGGAUGCACUGAGAUCCAACACUACAGCUGGAAACAACUACGUGCCAAGGUUGGGUUGCUCGCGCAAGCCAUGAAAGCACAUGGAGUAAGCAAAGGCGAUCGAGUUGCUGUAGUUGCAUCCAACUCUACAGACACAUUGACUGUGUUUUUGGCUGUGACAACGCUGGGAGGUAUCUUCAGUUCGAGUUCCACGGACAUGGGCAGUCAGGGUGUUUUGCAGCGGCUGACGCAGAUUGAGCCAAAGUGGAUCUUUGUGGAUGAUUGGGCCGUCUAUAAUGGCAAGACUAUUGACUUGAAGCCCAAGAUGAGGGAGAUUGUUGCUGGUAUGUUGAAGAGCAAGGCCAAGGGAUUCCAAGGUCUUGUUAGUCUGCCUAGGUUCCAGCAGAGACCGGCUGAUGUGGGCGAUGUGCCGAAAACCAUGAGUCUGGCGGCAUAUCUCUCGAGAGCUGGUGGAAAUUCUGAGCUGCCUUUUGAGAAGGUUGAUUUCAAGGAUCCGUUCUUGAUUGUUUAUUCUUCAGGUAAGCCUUGUGAUCAACACCUGCUUACAAGAUCUGACCGAGUCAUUNNAGGUACUACUGGCGUGCCAAAAUGCAUUGUGCAUGGCUGUGGGCCAGUCCUCCUCAGUUCGAUGAAAGAAGGCAGACUUCACCUUGAUUCCGGACCUUCGACAGUCAACUUGCAAUACACAACCACUGGCUGGAUCAUGUAUCUGAUGUCAACAAUGGCACUCCAACACGGAGCACGCUCGAUAUUGUACGAUGGUUCACCCUUCAUACCCGACCUCACCACUUUCGUUCGCAUGGUAGGAGAACAAAAAGUCACCGAUCUGGGCAUCUCGCCUAGAUAUCUACAGACACUUGCCUCGGCCUCUCCUCCAGUCAUCCCCAAGCAAGUCACCGAUCUGUCCAAUCUUCGACGCGUAUCAAGCACAGGCAUGGUAUUGCCAGAAUCUCUUUUCCACUGGUUCUACGAUUCGGGUUUCCCUUCUUCUGUCCACCUCAAUAAUAUCAGUGGUGGAACAGAUGUGGCUUCUUCGUUCGCGAUGGGCAAUCUAAUGACUCCUUUGUAUGCCGGUGGAUGUCAGGGGCCCGGUCUAGCCAUGAACCUCCAAGUAUACGACCAAACCAUUGAAGGAGGCAAAGGCAUCAAAGGCAAACCUCUACCCAUCGGAGAAGCAGGCGAACUUGUCGUCACCGCCGCUUUCCCCAACCAACCCGUUAAGUUCUGGGGCGACACUUCGGGACAAAAAUACUUUGAUGCUUAUUACGCUCGCUUCGAUAGUAAGCAUUUUACCAACGGCGUAUACUUCCUCGGCCGUGCCGAUGGUGUUCUAAACCCCUCCGGAGUGCGCUUCGGCUCUGCAGAAAUUUACAAUGUGAUCGAGACCUUUUUCGCCGAAGACAUUCAAGACAGCAUUUGUGUUGGUCAACGCCGACCAAGUGAUACCGAUGAAGCCGUCAUCCUUUUCCUACUCAUGAAGCCUGGAAAGAAGUUUACAGAGGCAUUGGUCAAGGAUGUGAGGCAAAGGAUUGGUAAAGAGUGUAGUCCGAGACAUGUGCCAAANACGACGGUCAAUCUCAAGAAGGUGGAACUACCGGUCAAGAGAAUCGUCUCUGGAGAAAAAGUCACGCCGUCGGGGACGUUGCUCAAUCCGCAGAGUUUGGAGUAUUACUACAAGUUUGCAAAGGUGGAAGAGUUGAUCGGCGGUGUCAAGAGUAGACUGUAA